AUGGUGUGCGAAAAAUGUGAGAAGAAGUUGGUGAAAAUUGCAACACCUGACCCAUGGAAAGCAGGUUCACGAGCUGCGGCAGUGAAAGGGCCGCGUCGGCUAAACGAGAAUAAACUGCUGACGGCGAAGAAAGGUAGGUACAACCCCUACUCCAAGGCUUUCCGUAAAUGUCGCAUCUGUGGACAGAGCGUGCACCAACCAGAAGCGCACUAUUGCCAGUCCUGCGCCUUCAAGAAAGGAAUCUGCGCUAUGUGCGGUGUGCGCCUUGUCAAUACUACUAACUACAAUCAGUGUUCUGUAUGA
This is a messenger RNA of Hydatigera taeniaeformis, 303 nucleotides long. NCBI's taxonomy places the organism in Eukaryota, Metazoa, Platyhelminthes, Cestoda, Cyclophyllidea, Taeniidae. The record is from the annotation of a GenBank genome assembly.